Talaromyces atroroseus is the source of this 1641-nucleotide messenger RNA. RefSeq lists its product as hypothetical. The record is from RefSeq and is a predicted model, not a curated record. Gene Ontology annotation, molecular function: amino acid transmembrane transporter activity. The transcript is spliced from 6 exons. NCBI's taxonomy places the organism in Eukaryota, Fungi, Ascomycota, Eurotiomycetes, Eurotiales, Trichocomaceae. Bases 1 to 1641 code for a protein of 546 amino acids. Gene Ontology annotation, biological process: amino acid transmembrane transport. Gene Ontology annotation, cellular component: membrane.
AUGGAUACAGACUAUGAAAAACACCCUAGGCGGUAUGAGGCAGGGCAGGAUGGCGUGCCUUCUGAACCGGAGGACUAUCAGCCUCCUGUCGUGGUGGGCGACAACUUGAGCCGACAGCUGUCUGCUCGUCAAGUGCAAAUGAUCGCCAUUGGGGGAACUAUCGGAACCGGCCUGUUUCUGGGUACUGGGAACUCUUUGGCCACUGGAGGUCCUGCGUCGAUGCUCAUAUCGUACGCAAUUGUCGGUGCAAUUGUGUUUGUCACUAUGCUUUCCUUGGGAGAGAUGUCGGCGUUUGUCCCUGUUGCCGGUUCAUUCUGUACUUUUGCUGGCCGCUUCGUGGAUGACGCUUUUGGGUUUGCCCUGACCUGGAAUUACUGGUUCAAUGAUGCUGUAUCCACGGCGUCUGACCUCAUUGCUCUCCAGCUACUGCUACAGUACUGGACUGACAAUUUUCCGGGCUGGGCAAUCAGCCUGAUCUUUCUGUUCGUUGUCAUUGGUCUUAAUAUUAUCUCUGUGAAGGCAUACGGUGAGGCGGAGUAUUUGCUCAGUCUUUUGAAGGUCGUUACGAUUGUCAUAUUCAUCAUCAUUGGCAUUGUGGUUAACUGCGGUGGUAACACUAGCCAUCAGUAUAUCGGUGGACAUUAUUGGCAUAUUGGCGAUGCCCCUUUUGUUGGUGGUAUUGGAGGGUUUGCAUCCGUCUUUGUAACUGCUUCAUUUGCCUAUGGAGGCACUGAAUCUAUUGCAAUCACUGCAGGAGAGACCAAAGACCCUGCUAAGAAUCUUCCUCGCGUUGUGCGCAACGUGUUUUGGAGAAUCCUGCUCUUCUAUAUCCUCUCAAUUUUGAUGGUCGGACUAAACGUGCCGUACACCUACCCAAAUCUUGACAGUGAAGACACCCACACCAGCCCCUUCACGAUUGUUUUUGAAGAGGUCGGAAGUACUGUAGCUGGUAGCUUCAUAAACGCGGUGGUGAUGACAAGCGUCAUAUCAGCAAGCAACCAUGCACUCUUUGCAGGCUCGAGAUUGCUGUACACUCUCGCUGUUGACGGAUAUGCGCCAAAGGUGUUUGGCACACUCAACCGAUUCAAAGUCCCCUGGGUAGCCGUUCUGGGAACAUCCCUCAUAAGUGGACUCUGCUUUGGUGCAAGUUACAUUGGUGCAGGCCAGCUCUGGACCUGGUUGCAAAACAUCGUCGGAGUCUCCAACCAACUCUCAUGGAUUUCCAUCGGAUUUGCCUCACUCCGUUUCCGUGCUGCCAUCAAGAAGCAAGGACUUGAGCAUUUGCUCCCUUUCAAGAACUGGACAUACCCGUACGGCCCUAUCUUGGCUGUGGUCUUGAACAUAGUCCUUGUUCUAGUGCAGGGCUGGUCUUGUUUUAGUCCCAGAUUCAAUGGAGUCGACUUUGUUAGCUACUAUAUUGAAAUUCCUAUCAUGGUUUUAAUGUUCGUUUUCUGGAAAUUGGUCAAGCGGACACGUUUUGUCAGACUCAAUGAAAUGGAUCUGGUCUCGGAUAGGUAUGAUGGUGGGCUUACUUCUGAAGAACGAACAGUGGUCUUGGAGACAGCGCGUCGCAGUCCAUUUGCUCGUGGUCAGCCGUGGAAAGAGAAGGUUACUGCAGUUGCUACAUACAUCUUUUUCUGA